GCUGAUUUAAAACCUUUUCUCUUUAGCUGAGCUUCCCUGAUCACAUACAACAUGCUUCAGCGUUUCUGUGGACUCGUUUAUCUGUCAGCACUUUCCCAGCUUUGCCUCAGAGGUACACUUGCUAAAUGUCCUCUUCAGAUCACCCCACAGAGUGUUGUUGUGAAGUAUGGGGAUCCUGUUUCAGUAAACUGCAGCACUUCUGUCACACAUAUGGGGAUGGGAUGGGAAUCCACUGUGGGAGGAGUGCCCCUGUCCACAGCCAGUCUGAUCACAUGGAGAGUGUCAGAGCUGACAGACUGGGAGAUACAGCCACCAUUCUGCUACAUAAAUUAUGGCAAACAGUGUGAAGUAGCUCUCCCAGUCACUGUUUACAAGACUCCAGACAGUGUUUCCAUCAGCACUGUGAAUCCAACAAUGAAAGAGGGAAACCAGUAUGAGCUCCAGUGUGACGUUCACAAUGUGGCUCCUGUUCAAAAACUCACUGUCAACUGGUACAAAGGAGAAACUCUGGUGGAUCAAACCAACUUCACUGACACCAUCAAGAGUCCAGUCAGUAAAACAUCUAAACUCCUGAUCUGUCCAGACAGAGCUGAUGAUGGAGCUCAGUACAGGUGUGAAGCAGAGCUGAACCUGGGAGAAGAAGGACCUCAACCUCCUCCUACAAACACAUCUGAGCCUCUCCGCAUCACUGUAUAUUAUAAACCAAAACACUCCAAUUCAACAGAGAUCAUCAGUUGGAGCAAUGAUGUCUCUCUAAACUGUACGGUGAAGGCAAACCCGGCUGCUGUGUACUCAUGGCACUCAGAGCAUCUGACAGAGAAGAUCAGCUCCUCAGUGAUCCAGUCCUCCACACUCAGUCCAGGAAACUACACCUGUAUUGCCACAAACUUUCUUGGAGAAGACAAAAAAAACUUCACCAUCAAUUGCGUUACAGGUUGUCAUGGUACAUUCUGGACUGUUCUGGUUUUCCCCCAGUUGCUGGUUGCAUUCACGUCUAUCUUGUAGGAGAGAAUUAGUCCCUUAUGCUUUAUUUUCUCAGAAAUGGGAUUAAUCUGCAGGCCAUUCAUGUGAAUUUUGUUAACUUCAAAUCAAUUACGUCAGGGAUGUGAAUGAUAUGCUACACAUCACUUUUAUUUGUAAAUUCAGUUGUGUUUUUUGUUGUUAUCAAGAAGUAUUUGACCGUCAAAGUGAAUUUGCAAUUAGACAUUUUUUAUAUUCUUGCCAAAAAAAAA
Molecule: messenger RNA, 1232 nt
Organism: Danio rerio (zebrafish)
Lineage: Eukaryota; Metazoa; Chordata; Actinopteri; Cypriniformes; Danionidae
Biological process (GO): cell adhesion; cell-cell adhesion
Cellular component (GO): membrane; plasma membrane
Molecular function (GO): integrin binding
Source: RefSeq, marked predicted